This is a messenger RNA of Perkinsus marinus ATCC 50983, 354 nucleotides long. Its product is annotated as ribosome biogenesis protein bop1, putative. Gene Ontology annotation, biological process: maturation of LSU-rRNA from tricistronic rRNA transcript (SSU-rRNA, 5.8S rRNA, LSU-rRNA); ribosome biogenesis. Gene Ontology annotation, cellular component: PeBoW complex; preribosome, large subunit precursor. Gene Ontology annotation, molecular function: ribonucleoprotein complex binding. The annotation marks the transcript as partial. The record is from RefSeq and is a predicted model, not a curated record. NCBI's taxonomy places the organism in Eukaryota, Perkinsozoa, Perkinsida, Perkinsidae. The transcript is spliced from 4 exons.
GCUGAGGAUCCCGAUGCUUGGCGCACCAUCACUGAUAUCAAGAACGAUAGAGAGAUCAAGCUUAGUGACACCGACCUCAGGAUCAUACAGCGUAUCCGGAAGGGCUUUUUCCCUACUGGUCGUGGUGAUGGCGAUGAGGAUGAGGAAUUCCAGGUUGAGUAUGAAGACCGUAUAGAAGACAAAAUUCAUCCAAUGAGGACUCGAUACCCCUCGAAGAAGUCGUUCAUGCCGGACCAAGACGAGGCCCGUAAGGUCAAGAGAUUGAUCAAGCUCAUAAGGGCGGGAAUUAUCAAGCCUAAGGAGGAGAAGCCUGCGAAGGAGGAUCAUAACCAUCUCCAGAGUAACCGCCAGUGA